This is a messenger RNA of Cinara cedri, 11123 nucleotides long. NCBI's taxonomy places the organism in Eukaryota, Metazoa, Arthropoda, Insecta, Hemiptera, Aphididae. The record is from the annotation of a GenBank genome assembly.
CGACGAGCAGAGCAGAGUUCAUCUUCAACGGAAGCUAACUAUAAUACAAUUAUAGACACACGACAACGGCACGGUUAUUAUGGUAUUUAUGGACGUGAGUAUUAUAAUAUAUCCUUUAAUGAAAUAUUAUGCAUUCUGCGUACAAUUUUGGUUGUUGGUUUUUAAUAAUAUAUAAAAUUCUAUAAUAGAGUCGUUCCCAAAACCCAUGUAUAGGCGCUCUCGUAUAUAGAUUCGACUUUUUAGUAAAAAUCUUGACUGACGUAAAAAUAUAUCAGUUAAACUUUUGAGAACAUGGUUCUCGCGACGAAUAUAAAUCCGUGGGUGCACAUGAAAAAGUGGUUAACUCAACAUUUUGUGAAAAAUGUUUCUUUGUCCUUCAUGUUGUUUCAAACUUUAAUUUCCAUUUCCUGAAAAGUUCAUAGUGGUUGACUUAACUCCUUUUCACGCGCACCAAAAAAUCGUUCUUUGUAGUUAAUAUUUUUUUCCCCGUCGAUCGUCUAAUGUUUACAAAUUCCUUCUGAAGUAGAUAUUUUAUCAUCGAAUUGUUUGUCUCUUUUAUCCCGUAUUUUUAAACAACUUCAUACGAUUUUGAUUUGUUAAAACUUUUUUUUUCUUCUCCUUUGCCCUCAUUCAAGUUAUUUGGGUUCGGUCACUCUCAUCCUAAACUUCCACUUGCUCUGAUCACUCACUGAUUAUCUUACACCGGUUGUUCUCUUGAGUGUCCUUAUGUCAUUCUCAAUCGCAUUCAACUAAUUUUUUCUCGGUCUUACUCUUCCUUUAUUUUCGUGAAAUUUCUAAACCAUCUUGGUCUAUUUUCUUUCAUUUUACUACUAUAGAAGUAACGUGUAUGAUACUCCAUAUGUUUUUUGUUCGUUAUCCUAUUUCCUUUUGUCACUCCAGUCAUUCACCUAGCUUUUCUCAUAUCUGAUGCACUUAUUUCCUGUUCUAUUUUUCUGUCUAUCGUCCAACACUCCAAACCAUACAACAUAGUCAAUCUUACCACAGUAUCGUACAGAAACAAUUUUUGGGGAGGAGGCACUUUAUUAUCCAGUUUUUGUUAAGCUUGAAUAAUUAUCACCCAUUAUUUUAAGACUCCCUUAUUCCUUUAUCAAUUAUUAUUUAUACUCCUUCCCCUAGCAUUACAAUGUAAAGUUAAACAGAGUUUGUAGCCUUGUAAGAGAAUAUAUGAACCACUAAUUGCAGAAAGAGGAUGUAUGCCCCUAAAACUUAAUUUUAUAGAAGACACGAAAAACUGUCUGGGCAAGAUUGAGAAGUCGUUAGGCGUACAAAUGAAUAAAUAGCAUUAUUAUCGACAUUUUAAAAAAUUAAUCAUCUCGAUAUUUUCCAAAAUUUAACACAAACAUUGGGAGCCAUUUUAAAUUGUUGGACAUGUCUACAUUCUUCAUUUUCCCAUGUUAAAUGCAUUUAAAAAACAGAGACGGCAAUAAAACCAUUUUUUUUUGCAGUGAAAAAUCUUUUGUAUUCUAAGCCUUUCGGAAAUACAAUUAUUUAGUUAUUUAUUUAUUAUUAAAGUUUAUUAUUUAAGUUUAUAGUGAGUUGAACACUCGUGAAUUUUUUCUCGAAAUCUGGAAACAGAAUACUUUGGAAUGUAGAGCUUUACGAGUUUCAAAUUAUUCAUUUUUGAAUUAAUUGAGACAAUCUUCUGGGUUUAUAGCUGUUUCUCGAACAACUUGAUUGGCGAAAUAAUUUUUUUUUUUUUCAUAUAUCACGAAUAUUUUAAAAUAAAAUCAUAUUUUUUACAACUCAAACUCAGAAAUACAUCAACUAAAAAUAAUAUUUAUAAAUAAUGGAUGAAAAAUUGUUGGUUGUUAGUGAUAAGAUGUAGACAAAAACCACGUUCAUAGUAAUUUAUUAAGAUAUUUAACUCAGACAUGGAACAUUGUCCCCUUUUUGUAAAUUUGUCUGUUGAUAUUUUUAUAACGGUUUGAUAGACUAGUUCUAAUUUUACAUGAAAUAUGUACUUACUUAAAGAAAAUAAAUAUAAAUCCGGUAAUAACACAAUUUCGUUAGAAAUUCUCCUUUCUGAAAUUAGUGAUUCAUUUACUAUACAUAAUAUACAUAAUAUAUAAUAAUUAUAGUUUAUUUAAAAUAGUACUACUAAUAAUGAAUUUCGGGGGAAGGAGUGCUCCCAUUGCUCUCCUCUUCCCCCUGACUACGGACAUCUAUAUUAAUGGGAGUGAAACAAUUAUCUACUUUUGAUUUUCAAAUGUUAACUUAUGUUGAAAUUUCCAUAAAUAGAUAGAUAGACGGAGUAUUAGUUGUAAAUUCAUUUUGGUAUUAAAAUUGCCGAUUUCUCUUUACCCGUUGACGAGAUAUUCCACUUUUAAGUUUGGGUAGCGGGAGAGUAGUUGAGUAUUAUUCAAAUGCCGUGUGCCAUGCAACCACUCAAAAAAAUUCAACACAAAAAUGCAUUUAAACUAAUACUCUAUAUAUUUAUAGAGUUUUCAAAAUAGGUUAAUAUUUUAAAACAAAAUGUAGGUAGCCAUUUCACUCCUAAAAAUAAGAAAAAUUUAACAUUUUAGAAUAAAUAACUCCAAAGAAUUAUUUUAAAUAAGUUAUUUUAUGAAAAAUUAAGUAUUUCAUGUCAAAUUUUAAUAUAUUAUGAUACUUGAAUGACACAGUAAAUUGAAAACAACCCAAUCGCCGCCUUUUUCGAAACACGAAUUAUUUAAAAAUUAUAUAUAAAAUUAUUUAAAAAAAAAAAAAAGAAAUAAUAAAAAUAAUGUAAAAUAUACGAUAUUUGUGUACCUUCGAUAGAGACGUAUUGAAUAUUUAGAGAAUUGUAAAACGCCGAUGAGGUCAUCAUCAAAAUUACGUCAUCUAUAAAUCAUUUAAUAAUAAAUGUUUCAUUGCUAAAACUGAUUUCAAUGACCUUUUCACGUGCAAUAUUAUGUUUUAUUUUUGCCAACAUUAUUGCGCCAGUAUAAUAGUAGUCGUAUAGACUAUAAUACUAUAGACUAUAGAACAAUUAGAGUUGAAAAUGACGACACGUUGAGUUAAAACAAAUAUUAAAUCGUUAUGAAUAUAAAAUUUAUGUUUUCAUAAUAUUAUGUAAACCUAUGGAAAGUCUAGUAUUAAUUAUUUUGCGUUACCUUUUGCGUUAUACUGAUAUAAUUAUACUGUGUUGCAUAGAUACGAGUAGGUAUAAUUUGAUAUUAUAUUCAGGUUACAGUAACUUUUUAUUUCGUACCACACCGUUGACAAGUUUUGUUGUUGUCACACGAACAAAUUCUAAAUAUAAUAUACAGGGACUGAUUUAAUGUAGGCAAGUAAAUGGCAAUUACUUUUUCGUUAUAUUAAUUGGAUGUUCAGUUACCUGUUUAAAUAGUAAUAAGACGAUCGGUUUCUUUUUCCUUGUUUUUACACCCAAAAUCCGAUAAAAAAUUCAAAACAAAUAAUUUUAUCAAUGCAUAGGUGUUUUUAAGUAGGUAUACCUAAAUAUUUUUUUCUCCUUCUUCUAAAUUUUUUCUAAAAAUAAAGACUAUUUCAGUAUUUAUGUUAUAUUUUAUUUCAGCUACUUCUGAACACUUCUAGUGAUGGCUUCUCCUAGAUCGAAUUAACUCAUAUUAAGGAAUUAGAGUUUUUUAUAGGUGGAUUGAAGUGAUAAUGUUGGGUUAAAUUUUGAUUUUGUUUUUAGGAUUUGUACAUAUUUACCGUCUUCUUCUCCCGAAUUAAGCUAAGGAAAUGGAAUCUUAUGUAUACAUAGAAUUAAAAUCAGCGAUGUGUCUUUCGGAAUUUUCGACAUUCAACCAUGCUCUUACUAAUUUUAUGUUCGAAUUUCAUAAUUUAUUUUUCUUUAUAGGAAGGAUAGUAUAAUUGUGUUAUAAAAAGUACUGUGUUAUUCCGUAUAUAAACUAUUUGAUUAUUUAUUGUUUUAAAAAUGAUAUUUUUUUAUAAAACAAAAUUGAUUAAAUUUAAAAAUUCGGUUUAGAAUAUCUCAACGAAAGGAUAUUUUGGCAAAUGCUAAUUUUUAAAAAAAAAACUGACAUACUUCACAUGAUGGGAUCUACCCAUCAUGUUCUAAGUGAGAAAUUAGGAAAGUAGAGGGGGAAUUGUAUGUAUAUCUGUACGCAAUGAUUAAUUAUUAUUUAUAACGAACAACGAUUUCCGAGCGGAAUUCGGUUAUACAUGUUUUGAAAGGCCAUAAUAUUUACAAUUUAAAAAUAACACACUACAUACAUUUUCUUGUUUUUUUCUGGUAUUUCCUAUUUAAUAUGAAAACUCCUAGGAAAAUUAAAAAAUAAACUUCCUAAAGAACCACUUUUUUUCAAAAAAUGUGCUACAUUUGAAAAUCGAAGCAAAAUUUCUAGUUAAAAAUAAAAAAUAAUGAUGCAAACCAUUGUAAACCAAUAUAUUUCUCGCUUCGCUAUGAAUCUAAAAAAUAAUCAAAUAUUAUUCGUAUAAUUUAUAUUUUAUUAGGUACCUAUAAGAAUAUAACCGAAUAAGAAAAUCUUUCAAUCAUAUUGUCCUCAUAAUUUUUGAUACAAAACCUACACAUCUUUCUGUUCGCCGAUACAUCUUUUCAAGCGGUAAAAUGUCACGGAAAUGUUAUAAAUGUAUAAUAAAUGGAUACCGUGAAACUUCAAUUCUAGUAAUGGAAUUGUGCUGCUCACGGGUCUUUUUUUUUUCUUCAAAAAGUCUUCAUUGAUUAAUACAACCUCUUUUUUUGUUAUUAUUUUUUUCAAAAAGUUUUCAAUUAUAUAUUACCGGUAACAAAUGGGUAGGUAUUUAGGCUUGUUGUAUUCUAAUAUUUCAACAGCCGUCUACGAUUUCAGGAAUAAAAACUAACGUAAAAUAAUGAAUAUCUAAUUUAUUGUGAGUUAAACGGUGUUCGGCGUAUACACAAAUUUAAUAAAAACUAAAAUAUAUAUUUACGUAUAGGUAUGUCAUUACGUUAUUUAAUUUUUUUCCAUCAGUUAGUUUUCGCUUUUCUAUACUAUUACACGCACUGUAUAAUAAUUAAAACGGCUCAAAUAAUAAAAAAAAAAUAAUUACAUAGGUUUUUUUAUAAAAAAAAAUAAACAGGUACCUCGGACCCUAUGAUUAGAUUGCGAAACGCAUUCUAUUGGUCCUCUGGCUAUAUCUAAAAAAUAUUUUACUUAGUUCACGUGUCGUGAUUCGUCGAAUUGUAGCUCUCUCGGGAGUAAAUAAUUUUAUUACAGUUUCAGUGGCCCGUGGCCGAUCCCCACGAAAGGCCUUAAUUUUACAAAAAUAAUAUGUGAUAUUGUUGAUGAGCGUACAAUUGUUGUAGGUGCGAAUUUGAUAAUAUAGGAUGCAUGGAUCUAUUUAAUUUAUAUUUCUACGCAACAAUGAAUCAUUGCCAACGAAAUAUAAGCGAAGUUCGAUUUUAUACGUUGAACUUUUUUUAACGAUUCUCGUUAAAAUUUGAACUUAAAACGCUUAUAAAAAAACUGCUAAGUAUUCAGUUCAUCUUAUUUUUGACCACUUAGUUAAACAUUAGUUUAACUUAGUUCAACUUAGUUAAUACAUGUAUUUGGUGAAAAGUUCAGGUUUUUACGUUUAUUAUUCACUGAAUGACAACAAAAAAAAAAAAAAAAUCGAAAAUAAUGAAAUCAUGAAUACUAUAAGUAUUUCCAAUUAUAAUGAAAACUACAUUGGAAAUAAAAAAUGUUUAAAACACUAGAUAUUAGAUCACAAUUAAAAAUUGUAUACAAAUUUAUAAAAUGUAUACAUUUGAUGGGUUAUAUUUUAUCCAAAAAAUCUUGCCUCAAAAGAAAAAAAACAACAAAAAAAUAUUUCUGUUUAAUUUUAGAUUCUGUAUAGUGUGAGCCUUAUUUUCCUGUGAACGACUUUUCUACCAGCAAUUUUUGUAUAGAUUUACAAUGAUAGCACUUUUUCCGAAAGGAAAUCUAACUGGAGGGGUACUUUAGGGGGGUCAUUUUUGGAUUUUUCCAAUAAACGGGAAAGAGCCGGGAAAGAACGUAGACAAAAAACAUAAUAAGACAGAAUAAGAAAAUUAUAGAGGCAUAGCGCUCCAAAACUCAGCAUACAAACUAUUCUCUAAAGUGUUGCUGAAUCGUAUAAAUACAUAUAUAGAAGAAUACCUUGGUGAAUAUCAAUGUGGUUUUAGAAAGAGAACGUCAAUUACCGAACAAAUUACAGUGAUAAGUUAGAUCAUAGAAACAUGAAUUCCAACAAAAUUUCUGAUAAAUAUUUAUAAACUUAAAAAAAGCCUAUGGUAGUAUUUAUCGAGAGAGCCUAUACAGCAUAUUGACUGAAUUUGGAGUACCAAAGAAACUAAUACGACUGAUCAGGAUGUGUGUAGAAAAGACACAAUAUCAAAUCAGCUAUCCUGAUUUAAUAGAUCAGAAUACCUCUGAAACCUUUAACGUACAAACAGAGUUAAAGCAAGAAGAUGUGUUAUCCCCAGUAUUAUUUAAUUCUUUAAUAUGACUCUAGAGAAGUCAGAGAGGUGCAAAAAGAAACAACUCGAAUAGAAAUAAACCACCGAAGUAUUCAAAUUUUGGGGUUUCGCAGAUGACCUUAACAUCAUAGGCAAUACAAGGGAUGAUUCAGAGAAAACAGCUAAAGCUCUGGAAAAAUCCGCAAACAAAAUAGGAUUCAAAAUUAAUGUAGAAAAGACAAAGAUCAUGGAGCUAUUAGAUGCGGAAACAGACAUUAGAGACUGGACCUACGAGAAAAUCAACAAGUGUCAAUACCUUAAGAGGAUUGAAAAAUCAAUAGUCAUUUAUUACAUUAUCAAAGUUUUUAAAAUCAAUAAUAUUAUCAAAGAAAACAAAAAUUAGGCUUUACAUGAUGAUAGUGAGACUUAUUUUAUCAUAUGGAUGCAAAGCCUGGAUGACUACGAGCGUAACAAAACAACGUGAGCGUAAUUCACCACUUUUGAAAAUAUGAUAUGAUAUAUUACCAUAAGUGGACCGAAUUUAGACACAAACACUAGCUGUGGAGGAGAAAAUUCAACAAAAAGCUAAGAGAAGAAACAGGGUUGGUUCAAAUUAAAUGCUAUAUAUGAAGUUGGAGAAUCCAGUGGUUUGGCCACGUAAUGCAUGCAAAUUAUGAAAACAUAAUCAAAGCAGUUAUGCUAAUGCCCUCUUACCCCCUAAAUACGUCCCUACCUAAUCCUACUGCUCUAAUCAACCCUUGUAUUAUUUUCAAUUAAUAACCAUAGUUUUAUCAAUGAAUACUGUGGUAGUAAUAAUAUUUUAUAGUUUUAUUUAUUUUGAUCAUACCAAACCACUACAGGUUAUGCCUACUUACUCACUAAUAUCGAUAGGUCGCGGACGAUGGCUCUACAGAUUACUCUCGAUUUAAUAUUUCGUAAUUUAUUGUUUAUAAUUUUGUCGUGUAGUUUUUUGUUUACACACUACCAUAAUAAUAAAUGGUAAAUUUUUUUUUUGUUUUCAAACAGCUAUGCGUCAUUGACGACCCCAGUAAAACUUUCUGGGACGACCCGAACAUGUAUGUAGACGACCCCGGGCUGGAUACGCUGCUGUCGUUGACCACCGACGAGCUGUUGUCGUGCGGUAGUUGGACGGAUACCGACGUUAGCGUAGUUCUCGACAACAAAUCCGACACUCAACCACGACCGGCGGGACGUCGACGAAACCGACGAACGCCACGAGCUGACGAUAAUAAAUCGCCGUUACCGUGCACGUAUCCGAACUGCACCAAAUCGUAUUUAAAGCCGUCACAUCUGAAGGUGAGUAAUCAAUCACGAUAACCCCAGUUACAACUCAGCCCCCUAGUUUUGCAAAGCUGUUGAAUAAAUUAAUAAAUACAAAUAAAAAUAUUUUCACACUUUUUCGUACACAUUCUAAAUAUAUCUCUUUUUAUUCAUUAAUAAGUACUCUUUAUUCUGUAGGUACUGAAAAAAAAAAUGUUUUAAAUUUUGAUGAUGUAUACAUAUUCAAUACAUAUUAAACCGUACAUAUGAUACGGCCAUAAUUUAAAAUAUAAUGAUUAAUGGACAUAUUAUUUAGUUUUUACGAAUAUCUUCAAUCGAAAUAUUUUAAAUACACCUAUAACUACAUGGCUUAAAUACUUUUGGACAUUAAAAUUAUCGUGUUUGUCUGCGAGCCUGCAGAUCCACACGAUGAUAGUUAUCAUCGUGAUAUAUAAUGACGUAAGUUUGAAAUUGUUGCGAUACUGACUAGUACAAAGACAAUGUCCAUAGGAUAAUAUAAUAUAGUUGAUUAAUAGUAGAAGACAUACUAGUAGAGUGAAUUUCGAUAAAAUGUCUGUGAAUGGCAUGUAUCGUUUUUUUUUCUUUUUAUAAGAUAUCUAAGGACUAUUAAGGUACAUCGUGGCAACAAAAGCGUCUCUCCACUUCUUCUUGGUCCUUGAUAAUUUUUCCAAGAUUUCCACCCCAAUCAACCUGAAGUCUUUUUCCUUUGGGCAAUUUUGUAUUCGGUCUCCAUCCUGUUAUGUUCCCCAGUGGCCGGUACUCCUUCAGACCACAACUCUUUUAGACAUUUUCAACAAUUCAUUAGGUUCACCCAUUUUGAUCAUGUUCUACCCUUCCAAAUAAAAAACUUCUAUUUCUAAUUUUCUUGCUAUGUGAUAUUUUCUGGAUGCUUUAGACGUUCUUCAUUUUUUGCAAUUAUUACUAGAUCAUCAACACACGCUACAAUUGAAAGUUGUUGGUUAUUAAUAUUUUUUAUUUCUAAGAAAUUGCCUCACCGCUGACUCUAGGGCAAAAUUAAACAAAGCCGGUGACAAAGCUUUCCCUUGUCUGAGACCUGUUAAUAUUGAGAAUUAAUUUGAGAAGACGGCUCCAAAACUCACCUUGCAUUUAAAGCCUUGUACAGAAGCUUCGGUCAUUCUAAAAAGAUUUUCUGGUAUUUCUACUUGGGACACUAUGAUACGGUGUUUCUUCUUAUUUACCGAAUCAUAUGCUGGUUUAAAAUCCAUAAACAGCAUGUGUAUGUCUUUAUUGAGUUCAUGGAUUUUGUCUACUACUUGUUUUAUUUUUUGAAUCUGAUUAAUAGUCAAUUUACCUACCAUGAAUUCUGCCUGGUAUUUUCCAAUAAUAACUUUAAUGAAUGAUUUUAAUCUGUUUAAUAAGAAGUUAGAUAAUAAUUUGUACGAAGUGUGUAACAGAGAAAUUCCUCUAUAGUUAUUUGGGCCCCUUUAAUCUCUCUUUUUAUAUACCGUGGUCAUAGAACAGAUAUGUUCCAUGAUUCUGGAUUUUCUUGCUACUCCUAUAUAUCAAUUGCUAGUUUAUGAAUUUGUUGAAUCAUCUUAUUUUCUCAUUUUUUUAGACAUUCAGGAAUUAGUUCAUCAAUCCUAAAAGCCUUUCCAUUAUUCAGCAUUUUUAUUCCCAUCUCCAUUUCUUAUAUAGUUGGUUCGUCAAAUAAUUCUUUCAUUGUUACAUUGACUUCUACUGUGGCCCUAUUUUCUGGUUGAUUAAAUAUCUUCUCAAACAUGCUUUGAAUGUGCCGUCACGCAGUACAAUAUAACUCAGGGUAUACACAUUGGCAAAAUAUUAGCUUACGAUCAUGUCCCAGAUAGAGCCCACACAUUUAAAGCCAGCAACAGCCAACAUUGAGUUUCUAAGGUUUAGGUUAACGUACACUGGCCAUAAAUAGAAUAGAGUAUUUCUGACAUCCAGUUCGAUUUUCGAAAAAAUAUAAUCACCCAGUAUGCAAUAGGAGCACUAAGGUGUAUGUCAGAGAGAAUGAUAGAACAGAAAAGAGCUGUAUAUAUUUGUUUCAUAGAUUAUGAAAAAGUAUUUGAUAGAGUUAUUUGAAAAAGACUAUUUCCGAUGUUAAGAUUAAGACGAAUUCUGAUGAAAUUUAUAAAGCCUAUACACAAACCAAAAGACCGCAAUUUCGUUGAAAGAAAUAUCAGAGGAAAUACAAAUUAGAAAAGAAGUUCGGCAAGGUUGCAUUUUCUCACUUAACUUGUUUAAUGCAUAUUUUGAAAACAUGACGGAUGAAGCUAUCGGAGGAUAAUUUAAUACACACCUAUAAGCAACAAUAAACCAUUGCUUACGAAAAAACAAUUCUAACCGAAGUUCAGUUGAUAGUGAUGCUUUGCCAACAAUAUGUAUGCCAAUUAAGUAGGCUCUAUAUAUUUUCUAUAAUAAUAUUUGUUUAAUGUUGUACCAAUUUCCCCUGUUUUCUUAUGUUUUUCCCGGUUUUCCUAUGUUUUUUCCCAGUGUUUCGCAUUUGAUGAGAAAACUUCGGAGAAUAUCGAUUAACAACCCAUUUAAGGUACAUCCCCAAAACGAUUUCCUUUCUGAAAAAUUCUACUUCAAAAUAUAUGUAUGAAAUGUCUAUUUCGGAUUUUAAAAAAUAAUUGUUUAAACAAUUAUUUUGUUUACAUUUAAAUUAUAUAUAUAAAAAAAAAAAAAAUUAAAACGUAGAGGAAUUAUUGAGCACGGCUCUAAAAAUGAUUACAGGACAAAAAAACUUGGGAAUUUGUCGACCACGGUAUGUUAUUAACAUGAAUAUUUCGAUCGUGGGACGUUUUGGGUGCGCAACAAAAAUCAUCACUAUGUGUAUUGAAAUAUUAAUCGUUUUGGACUGCUGCAGGUUCACAUGCGGCGGCAUUCGGGCGAGAAACCCUACGGCUGCAUGUGGCCGGGAUGCAAGUGGCGUUUCUCCAGGUCGGACGAGCUGUCCCGGCAUUGUCGGUCACAUUCGGGCAUCAAGCCGUAUGGUUGCAACCUGUGCGAGAAACGGUUCUCGCGGUCUGACCACCGAGCCAAACACGCCCGGGUGCAUUACAAGCGGAUGGCCGCCGCGGCGGCGAUGGCCUCGAGACUCCAAUGGGCACAACAACAGCAACAGCCACCUCCGCCGCCGCCGCCACCACCAUACCGUUACAGACCGCAGUGUCACCACCAUCAUGACCCGCAAAACCAGAAUUUCGGGAAUCACUAACAUAAUAUUUUAUAUUAUGCACAUUUCGUUUAUUAAAAUAAGAUUUACGAAAUAUUUGUUAACGUUGCGUAUGCAGAGGCAUAGUUAAAGGAAUUUGUGUUCUGACGGGGGAGGAGUGGUAUUAUAUAUUGUAUAAUUGACAAUCGCAUUAGCAAACCACUUUCCCUCUUUUGUCACCCGAAUUUUCCGCCGGAAAGUCCAAAAAAAAACUUCGGGCAAUUUGCAAAAAGUACC